Eimeria acervulina is the source of this 372-nucleotide messenger RNA. RefSeq names its product 60S acidic ribosomal protein P1, putative. The transcript has 2 exons. Gene Ontology annotation, biological process: translational elongation; cytoplasmic translation. Gene Ontology annotation, cellular component: ribosome; cytosolic large ribosomal subunit. NCBI's taxonomy places the organism in Eukaryota, Apicomplexa, Conoidasida, Eucoccidiorida, Eimeriidae. The record is from RefSeq and is a predicted model, not a curated record. The coding region runs from base 1 to 372 and encodes 123 amino acids. Gene Ontology annotation, molecular function: protein kinase activator activity; structural constituent of ribosome; ribonucleoprotein complex binding.
AUGGCAGCCGUCCCCACCUCCUCCCUCAGCGACAACCAGCGACAGGAGUUGCUGUGUACGUACGCCGCUUUAAUUCUUUCCGAUGAAGGAAUGGAGAUUUCAGCAGAAAAUAUUCAGAAACUUGUUUCUGCAGCAGGAGCCUCUGUAGAACCCUACAUGCCGGGUCUGUUCGCUCGCGCCCUCAAGGGACAUAAAGUAGAGGACCUGAUCACAGGCGCAGGUUCUGCUGCUGCUGCAGCUCCUGCUGCUGCUGCUGCAGCUCCUGCAGCUGCCGGUGGCGGUGCGCCUGCUGAGAAGGGGGGCAAGGCAGCUAAGCAAGAAGAGCCGGAGGAGGAGGAGGAUGCAGACAUGGGUUUCUCUCUCUUCGAUUAA